This is a messenger RNA of Rhizophagus irregularis DAOM 181602=DAOM 197198, 280 nucleotides long. The record is from RefSeq and is a predicted model, not a curated record. NCBI's taxonomy places the organism in Eukaryota, Fungi, Glomeromycota, Glomeromycetes, Glomerales, Glomeraceae.
AUGUCUCAAAAAAAUAUUAUUAUUUGUUUUUUAGUUAUCUUUGUUUUCGCAGUUAAUUAUAGUGAUGCAAUAGAUGUCAAAGUUGGAGAUGGUUAUUAUCCGUUUGAUCCCAUAUCCGUUGAUACACAUUAUGAUGAGCCUGUAGUAUUUAUAAGAACAGGCACUAAGACGUUUGCACUCGAUGAAUAUGAUGAUUGUACAAAAUCCGAAAGACCUGAUUCUUGUAAGUAAUUCAUGCAGUAUUAACAAAUGAACAACCGAAAGCUAUAUUUAUGCCUAA